Solanum lycopersicum (tomato) is the source of this 1423-nucleotide messenger RNA. The record is from RefSeq and is a predicted model, not a curated record. NCBI's taxonomy places the organism in Eukaryota, Viridiplantae, Streptophyta, Magnoliopsida, Solanales, Solanaceae.
UCUUUAAUUCUCUCAUUUUAUGUAUAUAGUGUGAUAUUCUCCACUAUACAUCAAACUUAUACAAAAGAAAAAAGAAAUAUUUGGAGCACUACCUAGUACAAUAUUAAUGGCUUUCUCAUCUAUUCCUUUCUAUCAAGAUCCUCCCAAUUGGCAUCAUGAGCAAGGAAAUCAUCAUCAACAACAACAACAUCUCGGAAUUACUAAUGAGAACUCCUCUGAGCUCUCGCCAACUGUUUUGCCACCUCCAGGAGCAGCACCAGGAGGAGGUGGUGGUCCAGUUGGCUCAACUAGGUCUGGCUCGAUAACAGAAAGAGCCAGGCUACCAAAGAUAACUCAACCAGAUGUGGCCUUAAAAUGUCCACGUUGUGAGUCUACAAACACUAAGUUUUGUUACUUUAACAACUACAACCUUUCUCAACCUCGUCAUUUUUGCAAGACUUGUCGGAGGUACUGGACUAUAGGUGGCACUUUGAGGAACGUCCCCGUGGGAGGUGGAUGUAGGAGGAACAACAAGAGAUCAAGUAGUAAAAGAUCAAGAAAAUCCCCAAUUAGAAGUGAAAGAUCAAGAAAUGUUCCAAUUAGUACUUCUAAUAGUACUAAUACUAUUACUACUCCUAGCCAUUUUCCUCCUUCAAGUACACAUUUGUCAUUCUUUAAUACCCCUUUUCAUAAUUUCAAUAACUUCAAUUCUACUCAAAAUUGUUUAAAUUUUGGAGAAAUUCAACCUCAUGAGGGUGAUCCAACAUUUGUUGACCAAUUUAGACAUCAACAAAUGGAAAAAUUUUCUUUCUUCUCCCCCUUAGAACAACCUAGUAAUUUAUAUCCAAUUUAUAGUGAAUUUAGGAUUAAUCAUCAUGAUUUGGAAAAUGUGAAGGUGGAAGAGAAUAAAAGUAGUACUAAUAGUACCCAAGGGAUGAAUUUACAAAGAAAUAACAAUUUGGGGGUUAAUCAAUUUUGGACAAAUUAUAAUAUUUCUAGUACUUCCACUAGCCAACUAUUGUGAUUUUCUUGAUCUAUCUUCAAGAGAAAACCCUAUAAAGCUACUUGAGUAGUUCUUAUUUUACUUUGGAUAAUGGUGACGUCCUGGCUAACUUUUGUACGCAUUAUGUCACAUGUGUACCUACUGUCUCUAAUCAGCACAUACCAUAUUACUUUGCCUAUCAAGACUUAAAUGCAACAAACUUGUGCUUUUCGUUUAACUUAUAUACACGUUCCUACUUAUUGGGUAACUCUGCUCAUCCAAGCUUACGAGCAAGUAUGACAUUCACUUUGAUUUGCUUCUACAGUAUUCUCAUCUAGAUUGUAUGUUUUCUCAUUGUUUGGUUUUUUGAGUAUUGUGUUUGAAAAAUGUAGUAUUAUUGCAUCAUCUAACAUGAAGUUGAUGAUUAUGAGAUGUAAUCCAAUGCAAUUAGUGACUUUAUUA